UCCUACAUGACCAACUCCCCGACGCUGAUCGUGAUGAUCGGCCUGCCCGCACGUGGCAAGACCUACGUGUCCAAGAAGCUCACCCGCUACCUCAACUGGAUCGGGGUGCCCACCAAAGUGUUUAAUUUAGGAGUGUAUCGCCGGGAAGCGGUGAAGUCUUACAAGUCCUAUGACUUCUUCAGGCACGAUAACAAAGAAGCCAUGGAAAUCCGCAAACGAUGUGCCUUAGUGGCUCUAGAAGACGUGAAGGCUUAUCUCUUGGAGGAGUGCGGGCAAAUAGCUGUGUUUGAUGCCACCAACACAACUCGAGAAAGACGGGACCUGAUCUUAAAUUUUGCUAAAGAAAAUGCUUUCAAGGUGUUUUUUGUGGAGUCUGUUUGCGACGAUCCAGAAGUCAUUGCUGCCAAUAUCCUGGAGGUGAAAGUUUCCAGCCCCGACUAUCCGGAGAGAAACAGGGAGAACGUGAUGGAUGAUUUCCUGAAGAGGAUAGAGUGCUACAAGGUCACUUACCAGCCUCUCGAUCCCGAUGCCUAUGACAAAGAUCUUUCCUUCAUUAAAGUGAUCAAUGUGGGACAGCGGUUCCUAGUAAACAGAGUCCAGGAUUACAUCCAGAGUAAAAUCGUCUAUUACCUAAUGAACAUUCAUGUCCAGCCGCGUACCAUCUACCUUUGCCGACACGGUGAGAGUGAAUAUAAUCUUGUUGGCAAGAUUGGUGGGGAUUCUGGUCUGUCACCACGUGGGAAGCAGUUUGCUCAGGCGCUGAAGAAGUUCAUCGAAGAGCAGGAAAUUGUUGAUCUGAAGGUGUGGACCAGCCAGCUGAAGAGGACGAUCCAGACGGCCGAGUCCCUGGGGGUCACGUACGAGCAGUGGAAGAUUCUCAACGAGAUCGAUGCUGGGAUAUGUGAAGAAAUGACCUACGCAGAAAUUGAAGCCAAGUAUCCAGAUGAGUUUGCCUUGAGGGAUCAAGAGAAAUAUCUUUAUCGCUAUCCUGGAGGAGAGUCCUACCAGGACUUGGUCCAGCGCCUGGAGCCGGUAAUUAUGGAGCUAGAACGGCAAGGCAACGUCCUCGUCAUCUGCCACCAGGCAGUUAUGAGGUGCCUGUUGGCUUAUUUUCUCGACAAGAGUGCAGACGAGCUGCCCUACCUGCGCUGCCCCCUCCACACCAUUCUCAAGCUCACGCCUGUUGCAUAUGGUUGUAAAGUGGAGACGAUUACCCUGAACGUGGAAGCAGUGAACACCCACCGCGACAAACCCUCCCUCAACUCAGUAAGUCCUGCUGUGCCACUCUGGCUUUUUCCCUUUUCAAAAAGAAGUCCCUAA
Tauraco erythrolophus (red-crested turaco) is the source of this 1320-nucleotide messenger RNA. The record is from RefSeq and is a predicted model, not a curated record. NCBI's taxonomy places the organism in Eukaryota, Metazoa, Chordata, Aves, Musophagiformes, Musophagidae.